This is a messenger RNA of Drosophila biarmipes, 2069 nucleotides long. RefSeq names its product U4/U6 small nuclear ribonucleoprotein Prp4 (gene U4-U6-60K). Gene Ontology annotation, cellular component: U4/U6 x U5 tri-snRNP complex. The coding region runs from base 134 to 1801 and encodes 555 amino acids. The record is from RefSeq and is a predicted model, not a curated record. NCBI's taxonomy places the organism in Eukaryota, Metazoa, Arthropoda, Insecta, Diptera, Drosophilidae. Gene Ontology annotation, molecular function: protein binding; U6 snRNA binding; U4 snRNA binding. The transcript has a single exon. Gene Ontology annotation, biological process: mRNA splicing, via spliceosome.
CCCCCUCGGCGUUGUCCAACACUAGGCAGCAAAACGUUUUCAUUGAGGCGAUAUUUUUUUGUUGUUUCCUUCGUUUUUCGGCGAAAUUUUGUUUUUAAAUUAAUUAUACCCCGCUCGCUCGCUGGCGCCCACGAUGUCCGAUGACGACGAUAUACAGUACAUCAAGCGGCAGCGCACGCUGCACUACGGGUCGCUCGAGGAGUCGGAGCGAAAGCGGCAAAAUGCCGCGGCGUCUGGGGCGACGGCAGCAACAACAACAACGGGAACGCCGGCAUCGUCUGGUGCAGAAACCAGAACAACAACAAGCACAGGCGGCCAACUGGAGGACAUAGAUUCCGAUGAGGAUUACGAGGAGUCCACGAAGAAGACGGGCAACUCGAAGCAGGCAGGAGCCCCGCUGCCCACUGCCGCCACACUGGCCAACAAAAUCGACGAUGACUACUUCGACUUGGAGAUGGAAAUGGAGCGCGACAAGGUGGCGCUCCUCGAGGAAUUCGAGCGCAAGAAGCGGGCGCGCCAGAUCAACGUCUCCACGGACGACACGGAGAUCAAGAGCAAUCUGCGCCAGCUGAACGAACCCAUUUGCUACUUUGGCGAAGGACCAGCAGAGCGGCGGAGGCGUCUCAAGGAACUCCUCGCUGGCCUGGGCGAGCACGCCAUCAAUAAGAAGCACUACGAGGAGGAGGAGCGCAAGCAGCAGCAGCGCGAGCAGGACCAGGCCACGUGGUACCACGAGGGACCCGACACACUGCGAAUUUCCCGCCUCUGGCUGGCGGACUACUCCCUGCCGCGGGCCAAGGAUCGCUUGGCACGGGCACGCGAAGCCCUCGAGGUGCCCAGUGCCACGCGGGCUGGUCGGAUGGUGGAGAUGCAGAAGAAGCUCCAGUCGCUGGCUCCACUCUGCUCGCAGGUGGGCGACACACGGCCCGUGAGCAGUGCCGCCUUCAGCGCAGACUCCACACUCCUGCUGACCGGCUCGUGGUCGGGUCUCUGCAAGCUGUGGAGCGUGCCCGACUGCGAGCUGAAGCAGACGCUACGCGGACACGCCAGCUAUGUGGGCGGAGUGGCACUGCGGCCAGGAGUCAAGGCGGACGAGGAGAACGUGGUGGCCAUGGCGUCCGGCGGCCACGAUGGCGCCGUCAAGCUGUGGGGCUUCAACAACGAGGAGUCUAUCGCCGACAUAACCGGUCACAUGCCGCAUCGCGUCUCCAAGGUGGCCUUCCAUCCAUCCGGCCGUUUCUUGGCCACCGCCUGCUACGACUCCAGCUGGCGGCUUUGGGAUCUGGAGCAGAAGACAGAGGUGCUGCAUCAGGAGGGACACGCCAAGCCAGUGCACUGCCUAAGCUAUCAUUCGGAUGGCAGUGUCCUGGUCACCGGCGGACUGGACGCCUUUGGGCGGGUGUGGGAUCUGCGCACUGGGCGCUGCAUCAUGUUUCUGGAGGGCCACCUGGGCGCCGUUUUCGGCGUGGACUUUUCGCCAAAUGGAUUCCACAUUGCGACGGGUUCUCAGGACAACACCUGCAAAAUCUGGGACCUGCGGCGACGCCAGCCCGUCUACACCAUUCCCGCCCACACCAACCUGAUUUCGGACGUGAAGUACCAGCAGGAGUGCGGCAGCUUCCUGGUCACCUGCUCCUACGACUCGACCACCAAGAUCUGGUCCAACAAGACGUGGCAGCCGCUGAAGACGCUGCAGGGCCACGACAACAAGGUCAUUUCGGUGGACAUCGCCUCCAACUCGCAGUAUAUAGCCACCACCUCGUUCGACCGCACGUUCAAGCUGUGGUCGCCGGAUAGUUGAUUUUGAUACCAUUACUUUAUUGUACUCGCCUGUGAGCGCACGCAGACAAUCUCCAUUUGCGAUCUGCCCGACGGGCACGACCAACUCAUCCUCUGUUUUUGUUAUUUCAGAGACAAUAGCCCAAGACAGUUCUUGCAACCAUUUCAAGUUUUCGUUUUGUAUAACACAAUUUGUUGUUUUUGUUAGGCGAAAGGCAGAUGCAGCGAUGUUGCAUUUCGUAAAUUUAAGAUUUUUUAUUGAAAUUGUUAAUAAAAAACGCAUUUUUGGU